ACAUCAAGGACUGCCUUGAAACGGCGCUCACGAAAACAUACAAAGUGAACAGGAUGCAUUUGAUACACCCAAACUUGACAGCCAAUAAUGCGUUUGCUACUUUUCUGCGUCUUCCUCUACCUUGUUGGAGUAAUCCGAGUCCAAGCUGCAUCUCCAACAAAUACUACAACUAGCACUAGUAGCAACGUUUCUGAAUCCCCAUCAUUCACAAAUAGAACCCUGUGGAACAUCGUCUCCAGCUCUCUUCUCACUCUGUUUGCGUGUAUAUACAGUGCCAUUCACCCCAAUAUCCCGAGUCCUAAGGACAGCCCCGUUCUUAUUCUAUGGCGACGACUUGGCAUGAUGACAAUGGCACUAAUUGCUCCUGAACUAAUCGUCACAUGGGCCAUGCGCCAGUGGAUCAGCGCUCGUCGUGUUACCAAACUGUUCAAGGAAUCUGGACAUUUUGAUAUUCCUCAGCCGCAAGAGCAGCCUGGAGAUCAUGGGUCUGUCGAAGCUGCAACUGCGGAGCAAUAUGUCGAAGAUCGUGAUAACACCCGUUUUCUCAUAUCAUAUCCUGAAGGUGAUUCGUCAUCUGUACUAGUGGCCACUGUUCCUCCAGAAGUGAAUAUCACUACUCCAGCGCCCAACCCAAAUUAUGGGGGUACGCAUGCUCUGACGAAGCCAUUCAGAAAGCUGUUUAAGGCUUAUGUUUCAGAGCAAUCUGAAGAUUUAGAUUAUACGUGGACUCAGACACACAGCUUCUUUGUGCUCAUGGGUGGCUUCAUGCUUCACGUGGACGAGAAAUCCUACCAUACAUUACAGCCUGAUGAGAUUCUCGAACUGAUAUGUAAGGGGUGUAUCGACGUCCCUACCCUAACAGCAAACCAGAUCCACGACAAGAGCAAAGGCAAUGCGAUAUCGAAAGGAUUGAUCAUCCUUCAAGUGGCCUGGUUUGUUAUGCAGCUCGUCACUCGCGCCAUCUAUCGUCUCGAAACCACCCAGCUCGAAGUGGGAACACUCGCUUUUGCGGUUCUCAAUUUCCUCACUUAUGCUGUGUGGUGGGACAAGCCUCUCAAUGUGCAAUGUCCACAUCCAAUGUAUUGGAAGUCGACCGAGUCAACACCAAAGGAUCACAUCGAUGACGUUCAUACAGAAAACGAACUCACUUGGUUUGUCAGGAUGUUGCAUCCAGUCUUCGCCCCAAUUAUAGAACUGAUAGGCGCACAUGACAUUCCUACAUCUCGAAAGCUCCGAGUUCCAACAUUUGAUGGCAGCAUCAAAUUCGGAGAUUCGGAGAGGGCAGUUCUUCAGCUUUCUGGAUUGAUUAUGGCAACCAUAUUUGGCGGCAUUCAUUGUAUAGCUUGGUUUUUUGCCUUCCCCACACACCAGGAACAGGUGUUAUGGCGCAUAGGUGGCAUUGUUAUAACUUGCAUACCCUGGUUUGGUGAAUUCGUUGGAUUCAUUAUAGGCACAACUGAGUUGCAUGCAUUCAGAAGUUUUGUGGUUUGUCUGGCCCUCGUAUCUCCCGUAGUGUACAUCAUAGGACGUGCCAUCGUCUUGGUGCUCAUGUUCACCACUUUACGCAAUCUUCCUCCUGAUGCAUACAAGGCGGUAUUGUGGACCGCCUUGGUGCCCCACUUGUAGUUCUUGGUUAUGGUACUUGUGCAAUGCGUUUAGUAUACUCUAAAAUUUAUAUUCACGGAAGGCCAUAUUCGGACGCGA
Messenger RNA from Suillus bovinus, 1704 nucleotides. RefSeq lists its product as uncharacterized. Bases 88 to 1626 code for a protein of 512 amino acids. The record is from RefSeq and is a predicted model, not a curated record. Lineage: Eukaryota; Fungi; Basidiomycota; Agaricomycetes; Boletales; Suillaceae. The transcript is spliced from 5 exons.